Naegleria lovaniensis is the source of this 816-nucleotide messenger RNA. RefSeq lists its product as uncharacterized. NCBI's taxonomy places the organism in Eukaryota, Heterolobosea, Eutetramitea, Acrasida, Naegleriidae. Gene Ontology annotation, biological process: ubiquitin-dependent protein catabolic process. Gene Ontology annotation, cellular component: nucleus; proteasome core complex; proteasome core complex, alpha-subunit complex. The transcript has a single exon. The coding region runs from base 1 to 816 and encodes 271 amino acids. The record is from RefSeq and is a predicted model, not a curated record.
AUGUCUGGCAUGGGUACAGGCUACGAUUUGGCCGUAACCACUUAUUCUCCUGAUGGUCGUCUCUAUCAAAUUGAAUAUGCAAACAAGGCUGUUGAAUCAAGCGGAACAGCCAUCGGUAUUUGUUGUAAAGAUGGAGUUGUAUUAGCUGUUGAAAAACUGGUUGAUUCCAAACUUCAAGAAGAACACACCAAUACUCGAAUUUUUAAUGUUGAUAGAACAGCUGGAUUGAGUAUCACUGGAUGGAAGCCUGAUGGAAGACCAAUCGUCAAUAAAGCCAGAUCGGAAGCCAGAGGAUACUUGGAUCAAUUCGGACAUCGUAUUCCAGGACGAGUGCUCUCUGAAAGAUUAAGUGCAAGUGUUCACUUUCAGACCUUGUACAUGUCAAGCAGACCAUUCGGAAUUACAACAUUAUUAGCAGCUUAUGAUCGUGUGGAUGGUUAUCAAUUAUAUCAAAUUGAACCAAGUGGAGAGAGUUGGGGAUAUAGGGCUUGCGCCACUGGAAAGGGAAGACAAGGAGCAAAAUCAGAACUUGAAAAGUUGAAUUUAGAUACUCUUACAAUCAAUGAUGCUCUCAAAGAAGCAGCUCGUAUCAUGUAUCAUGUUCAUGAUGACACAAAGGAUCGACCAAUGGAGUUGGAAUUGAGUUGGAUUAGCGCUGAUACCAACAAUGAACACCGUAAAAUUACAGGUGAUUUGUAUGAGCAAUUGAAUCAAUAUGCAAAGGAUCAAACUAAAAAGACGGGAGCUGGAUUACAAACUGGUGCUUCAGGAAGUGAAAUGCAAGACGAUGAAGAUUUGUCUUCUGAAAACAAGUAA